This is a messenger RNA of Opisthocomus hoazin, 345 nucleotides long. NCBI's taxonomy places the organism in Eukaryota, Metazoa, Chordata, Aves, Opisthocomiformes, Opisthocomidae. The record is from RefSeq and is a predicted model, not a curated record.
AUGCUGAGCAGACUGUGGAGUGCUGCCCCUGUAAAAUUAGAUUUUAUCUUCGCCUGUACUGCAGAGACUUUAUAUGAUGAUGCACAAGAAUUUAUUCGGCUGAAGUAUCUGGACAACUUUCUGCAACGUGUGCCCUGGUUCUGGCGGAUCCAGAUGCCAGUUACAAUGCUCUUUGUACCUGAGGUUUUUCUGCCCGGUGUUCUGUACCCUUUCAGUCUUUUGCUUCACAUUUCCAAGAGAAAGGAUGGCUUAAAGGGACAUUAUUCCAAUGAACUGUGGGACAGAAGGUGGCAAAUGGUGACAAAUCUGUGGAACUUGUAUGGAAAAUUACGGUGUGAUAAGUGA